UCGUAUUACCACAGAGAUGGAGGAACACGGUAAAAGAAAAGUCGAAGAUUCGAAAAAAAAUAAUAACACUGAAGCGUCUACUUCACGAUCGAGCAAAGUAAGGAAACUCAAUCAUCCGAUGGAAAAUCCGCAAGACACUGUCACACAGAUAUUAUCUCACGAUGCACCAAAGGGAUCAAAUCUUACUCAGAAAUUAGUUUCCAUGUGGCUCGGUGGAUCUCAAGGUCGGGAUUCUUUGCUCACUCAAGAGGUACGAGAGAGUAUUGCUGUCAGGGAGAGUCAGCAAAAAUGUGCAGAAGCUGAGAGUCUAUUGGAAAAGAUUCAGCAAAAGGUACAAAGUGCCGAGGUUCAUAUAACCGACUUGACCAAGGAUCUCAAAUCUGAAAAAAAGACAAAUGCAAGGUUGAUCGAUAAAAUAAACUCAACUGCAGAAAUGGUGACAGUGAUAACGGAGCAUAUCAAUUGCGCUAUCGACACAUUGGAAAGGUGUCGACAACAGAAAGAUCAUUUGCACAAUCUUUAUGACAACAUUAUUCUUCGUCAAAUAGCUGAUUUGGCAAAUGUUAAAAAUCAUGAGGAGUCAUUGAAAACUCGAAUUUCCGAACUUCAAGCAGAAGUUGUUUCAUUGAAUAAGAAAUUCAAUGAUAUCCAAUCUUCCUGUGAGAACAAACUGAAACAGAAAGAGACAGAACUUGCUCGAGUUGCUGCAAAAUGCGAAGUUAUUCAGAAAAAUCUGGAAAAAGUCAUUGAAGAGAAGGAAGAAGUAUCGAGAGCAUUGGCGAUAAAAGAGAACUAUAAUUUUGAUAUCCAAACAAAGAUUUGUGCCUAUGAAAAUGAAGUGAAGAAUCUGACUACUCAAUUGACCCAAGUGUCAACCACUCUCGAAAUCGUGAACGAGAAAAAUUUGCAAUUGACGAAUGAGUUGGAAUGUAAAAUUAGCGAGACAUUAAAACUUGUUGAUGACUUGAAUCACUCUAAAACUAAACACUUUGAAGAAAUAUCAUCAAUGAAAAACAUGAAUCGCCAGCUCGAGGAAAAACUUAAUUGUGAAUACAACGAAAGAGAAAGUCUUAAACAGAAAUUGGACGAAACCAAUGAGUUGAAGAACGAGCUUGCUCAACAAUUGGAAAAGUUAAAAGACGACACGUCUCUCGAAAUCGAAGAAAUGAAAAAAAGACUCGAAUACGUGGAAACUGACAAAAUGCGAAUACAUGAAGAAGAUAAACAGAUGAUGGAACAAAUGGAAAGAAAAUACGAAGCUCAUGUAGAAAAAUACGAGCUUUUGCUCGCAGAAAUGAAGGCUCUGGAAAAUGAUCAUCGGAACGAAUUGUCUCGAAUGAACGAGUCAUCGAGCACGGCGAUUUCAAGUGCGAACGUAGAUGUGUUACGUCUGCAGAAGCAGAUCGAUACAUUGACCCGCGAAAAAGAAAAGCAAGAGAUUGAAUUGCGACGUGUCGAAGAUUUGCUGAUGCGGCAUACAAAAUCGGAGAUGCAAUUGAAACGACAGGUUGAGCAGUACAAAGACGAAGCAGCAGCACUCACGGUUACGAUGACAGUUGCAUCUGAACAGAAAAAACAGCAGGAAGCCCAGAAUCAGGAAAACCUUAAUAAGAUUAGAAACCUUGAGUUGGAGCUGGUCAAAUUGCAAUUUCAGCAGCCAAAAUGCAAUCAAAAUGAACCGCAAGUGCAAACGUCCGAUGGAGAGGAUCAACGAGACCGAGAACCUCUCCCAAGAAAAAGAACAGCUCCUUCGACCUACCAAAAAUCGAUACUGAAACGUGGACCGAAAGCUCGAAAAACCCGUUCUUCACCGACUUCGCCAAUUUUGCCAGGGAACCAGAGAAAAAUCACUUUUUUGGAUGUCAACUCCUCUUCAGACACGAGUCCAGUGAAAAUGUUUGUAAACUCGAACAUCAGCUCGUUUAAAAAUGAUGACGAGGACAUGUACGACACAAUUUCGAACAUUGAAAGAAGUAUAUCUCAACCGUUGCGACUCUCUCAAACGAAAUCGCAAAGUCUUUCUCAAACGCAAAUCAGCGGGAAGAAAUUCUUCAAGUCUCGAGCCAGUGAAUCAAAGUGAAUUUCAUAUGAAAAACAAAUAUUACGCCAUAUUCGUGUUCGUAAAUAACUGAUUGGAUAAACGAGUAAAAAUCAGGCAACAACUCUUUCAGUCGGUUUUUUUUGCAACUCAUCGUAAGAUAUCCCAAAACUUUUUAUGCUUCCACGUGUUUAUUUGUAUAGUCCAUAAUUAAAUAUAUGUGUACAUGUAGAAUCCGAAAAGGGCAACGGUAAUCAUCAAACUCUUGUGACACCUGGACACAGAAAUUCGAUUUUACGUUUCAUUCGUAUUUUAACUCCAACAAUGAUGGCUUCUUUUUUUUCACAACACGAUACGAGAAUUUUAGAGAUAUUAUUUAGGCAACGUGAGUUUGUAAGGCAAAACCGACAUAGUGUGAAACAUCGACGGUCUGAAUUUCUCUUUUUGAUUCUUUUUUCAUAAUCCUAAUCCUGUAAAGUUGGAAUUUAAAUCUUGCGUUAUCGGAAUAUCAAUUCAAAAUAUUGGAAUUAAAUAACACAUAAUUGAGUUCUUUUUGUACAUUUUUCGUAAUGUUUUUUUCACUCGAAACGUUUAAUGAACUUUAAAGACGGUAAACUAUGCGAGAAUAAGAAGCGUUUACAGGACGAGGAUCAAAUUCUAUUUUCUUUAAGGUACAUCGCUUUACGAAAUUUUUUGAAGUGCCUGAGAAUACAAAGAUCAUGAAACACAGAAACGUCAUCAAGGGAUUGUCGUUAUACAUUUUUGUUCUUGUGUAUCUCAAUUUCAAUCGUAUACGCGAUUAGUAUUGUGAAUUAAUGAUCGAUUUUAAAAACUGUUUUUGAGGACGGAGUGGAUUAUGUUAAUUGUUGAGAAGCGUUGUGUGGAAACUUGAUUCGGAAUCAAGUUCGACUCCGUUUUGUGAUACGCGUUAUACGCUUUUACAUUCGCAAUAACAAUCAAAUAUGAUUGAUUAUGUUCCUGAAUUGCGAAAGAAAUUUACACAAAUAAAAAUAACGAAAGAAAAACUUAAAAUUUUGACGAACUUCUUUUACAUCCCGAAAAUCACGAAAAACGUUGCCUCAGUCGAUAAAAAUAGAUUUUAAAAAACUUUCCGGAUUGAUUUACACAAUAAGCGAUAGAGUAUUCACGCGU
Molecule: messenger RNA, 3190 nt
Organism: Venturia canescens
Lineage: Eukaryota; Metazoa; Arthropoda; Insecta; Hymenoptera; Ichneumonidae
Product: myosin-11-like
Exons: 10
Coding region: 17-2080 (687 amino acids)
Source: RefSeq, a predicted model, not a curated record